Molecule: messenger RNA, 1863 nt
Organism: Entamoeba invadens IP1
Lineage: Eukaryota; Evosea; Mastigamoebida; Endamoebidae
Exons: 1
Coding region: 1-1863 (620 amino acids)
Source: RefSeq, a predicted model, not a curated record
AUGGAAGAGGAAGAGCAGCAAAUUGUAUAUGUGAAAAACCUUGAAACAAAGGAAACCCUUUGUUUUACUAUGAGUCUUAACACGCUAGUCACUGCGUUUAAGCCACAAGUUGCGUUGAGGUUUGGUCUUCCAUUUGAUCGACCGUUUUAUUUAGUCCACAGAAAUACAUUUCUUGAGAGCAACUUGUCCCUUCACAAAAAUGACGUUCGACCGAAUGAAUUGCUUUAUAUGUAUUUCCCGGUUGUUCAACGAAGAUCCGACGCAUUUAAUUUGUUCACGGAAACGUUACACAAUACUCUAAGAAUACCAAAUGAAACGGAAAUAGUGUUAUAUAUGACUAACCCUUCAACAGGAGAAACAAUUCGAAUUCGUUCAACACCUCAAGUCGUACAACAAACCAAUCAAACUAAUCCAAACGACUCCCAAAAUCUAACACAACAAAACACUCAACUGAAUGGUCAAAACUCGAUUCAACAUGAUCAACAACAAAAUGUUCCAGAUAUAGAAACGAUCCCUAAUUUCUCUCCAUUCUCGUUCUUCGAAGGAUCACUCCCUCUAACUCAACAAACACAACAAAUUGGCUCAAAUGGAUCAACUCAAAACAUGAAUGAAAACAUUGAAGCGAUCUCUCAGAAUUUAAAUACUCAAAACAAUCAAAAUACAAACAACACACUCCUUCAACAACAACUUAAUAGGCAACAUGAACAAAGAAAUCAACUAAUACCGCCAACACAAAAUAAUAAUACCACACGAAGAACUCAACGGCUCCAAAACGGUGUAAUGAGAAUGCCACUCGGGUUGUUACCACAACGCCAACCAAUUACGCAACCACAACGGCAACAACAGGUUAUACAACAACACGAAGGAUCGUCAACGAGUUCAAUUUAUACACCAACACAAAAUGUUCCACCAAAUCAAACUAAUCAAUUCCCAACAGAUUUGUAUCUGGAAGAGAUCUUCAUGAAUAUCCAACAACUACUUACAAACCAACAACAUAUCUUCGAUACUCAGGAAAGCACACCAACACAACUACCUUUCAAUUCUUCGAUGAGAACUCAACAACCACGCGUGAGAGAUCAACGGGACAACACACAAACAUCAUCACAACAACUCCCACAACAAGCAGAACAACAACAACCCAUCACACAACUUCCUCAACAACUCCCACAACAAAAUCCAUUACAAAACUGGCUUCGUCCAGGGCAAACAGUCUCUGUACGCAUCUUCGAGAUGCCAACUGAAUUUUUACAACUUCCGCCAGCGCCCCGAAAUGUUGUCUCAAAUGUUGUCCAACACGUCAACAGUGAGAGACAGGAAGUACACGCGGAACCGCAUCAACCUGUGGAUGUGGUGUCUCCUGAUGUUCGAGAGUGUCGAGAGUUGUUAUAUGAGAUGCUACAGAUCUUAGUUGAUGAUGAAAAACGGGAAGAAGUGAUCAAAAGGAUAAUCCGCUGGAUGCAAGACGAGUUUCGAACGCCCGAAGAGAUAGUUGGGAAUAUGAUCAAUUCGAUAGCAAAGUACUUGAAAGAAGUCUUAGAAGACUCGAAGUUUGACAAGAAGGUUGAUUUGAUGCGGGAUGUGUUGAACACGAUCUACAACAAUUUGUACGACUACUGUACCGAGCACUUUGGGGACGUCGACGCCUUUGCCAAUUUCUUCCGCAAGACGAUGUACGACAUCAUUGAGUUAAACAAGACGCAUAACAUCGAAGAAGUCUUUGAUUUGAUUCAUCGAUGCAUCAGGCGGAUCAUAACGGAGGGGCAACCGGCCAACAAGAUUGGGGAGGAGAAUCCCUCGUCGAUUGAACUUGAAGAGCGCUUUUUAUUAGGGGUGAGAAGGUGCCAUGAUACUUAUCAGUUGUGA